Moesziomyces aphidis is the source of this 765-nucleotide messenger RNA. Lineage: Eukaryota; Fungi; Basidiomycota; Ustilaginomycetes; Ustilaginales; Ustilaginaceae. The record is from the annotation of a GenBank genome assembly.
AUGGCCUCGGCCGAGCCAACAAGCUCGACACCUUCGACAAGCUUUAUUACUCUCGAUGCUACUGUUCCCAACCCUUCCGGCGACCAUGUCACGCCCAGUACCACCUCGGCGCGCGCCGACAGCAUCGUCCUCGAGCCGUACGACGGCGAGCACCAGAUGGCCGACAUCAUCGAUCUGAUCGAGAACGAGCUUUCGGAACCGUACAUCGUCCACACGUACCGAUACUUUGUCAACCAGUGGCCCCAGCUCUGCUUUCUCGCCUACGCUCCGUCAGACCCAGCCGUAGGAGCGAGGCUCGCCGUAGGCGUGGUUGUGUGCAAGCUCGAUCGACACCUCAAAGGCGCUCGGCUGAUGCGGGGGUAUAUUGCCAUGAUCUCGGUGCGCAAUACAUGGCGAGGCCAAGGGCUGGCGAAACGGCUGGUGCGUCAUGCGGUACAGCAUAUGGUCGAUAGUGGCGCACAGGAGGUGGUGCUCGAAACCGAGGCGGAUAACGUCGCAGCCCUCGCGCUGUACGAGGGCCUGGGCUUCAUCCGCGAAAAGCGUCUGCAUCGAUUCUAUCUCAACGGCAAAGACUCGUUCCGACUCGUGCUGCCCGUUCCACCACGCAUGCAGAAGCCAGUACCGCCACACAUAGACGUGCCACCUCCGACGGGACUGGUUCAACCACCAUAUCCCGGCACCUCCCAUUCUCGGCAGCAACCGCCAUCACAGCCACCUACGCCCGUCACCUCCACCACACAGUUGACUCAAGACCUCAUCAUUUGA